Messenger RNA from Haliotis rubra (blacklip abalone), 729 nucleotides. RefSeq names its product GDNF-inducible zinc finger protein 1-like. Lineage: Eukaryota; Metazoa; Mollusca; Gastropoda; Lepetellida; Haliotidae. Gene Ontology annotation, molecular function: DNA-binding transcription factor activity; RNA polymerase II cis-regulatory region sequence-specific DNA binding. The transcript is spliced from 3 exons. The record is from RefSeq and is a predicted model, not a curated record. Gene Ontology annotation, biological process: regulation of transcription by RNA polymerase II. Bases 1 to 729 code for a protein of 242 amino acids.
AUGGCGGCGCGGGAAGAAGAAAAGCCUUUGAGAGAUGCCUCUGCAUCAAGUAUGUUUGUCCCCGAGACGCCAGCUUCACAACUUCCAAAUCUGGAAAACUGUGAUAUUUCUGUGAUUCUGAACCUUCCAGAAAUUCCAACGUUUGAAUGUAUGCCGUGUAAAAAGAAGUUUAAAAAUCGGGCGACAUUGCGAUCUCAUCAGAUAAGGAAACAUGAAAUUGAUUUUAAUAUCAGCUGUGAAUUGUGUAACAUGUCCUUCUUCAAUACAGAGUUAUUGAAGGAACAUAGAGCCAAGUUACACAAACAGAAGGGUCUUUGUCGCUGCAAAACCUGUUUCAAAGUGUUGAGCAGCUGCAGAGGCAUCGCGACAGCACGCGUGAAAUCUCAUUCUGAGGAAGUGCACAAAUGUACGGAACGUAAUAAAUUCUUCAAUUCCAAGCAGGCUUUGAGGAGACACAUGAAAUCACAUGAUAAAGAAUUUAUUUGUGAACUGUGUGACAAACAGUUUGCAACCAAAUUUCAGUUAAAGGUACAUGGUUCUGUACAUCAGGUGAACCCUGACAUGUACCAGUGUGACCAGUGUCAGUACCAGAGCAGAUGGUACUCCUGUGUGAAGAGACAUGUUACAAAAGUCGAUGGUAGGUCACGACCAUUUAUUUGUGACAACUGUGGGCAUUCCUUCAAAGACAAGUACAACUUGAAGAGGCACAUCUCUAAUGUCACUGACUGA